Molecule: messenger RNA, 4448 nt
Organism: Cydia pomonella (codling moth)
Lineage: Eukaryota; Metazoa; Arthropoda; Insecta; Lepidoptera; Tortricidae
Product: calcium-transporting ATPase type 2C member 1-like
Exons: 18
Coding region: 139-2997 (952 amino acids)
Biological process (GO): manganese ion transport; intracellular calcium ion homeostasis; calcium ion transmembrane transport
Cellular component (GO): plasma membrane; Golgi membrane; endoplasmic reticulum
Molecular function (GO): ATP binding; ATP hydrolysis activity; P-type calcium transporter activity
Source: RefSeq, a predicted model, not a curated record
ACAGUCGUAUCUUUUUAACUAAUUUUCUAAAAGAAAAUUGUUUCCGUAUUGUGCGUGUGUUUAGUGAGAUUUAUUAGAUUAAGUUUUUAAAAUUCUGAAAUAGAAAAUGGGUAAAUAAACUAUGAUUUGUGCUUUGAAAUGUUCCGCCGAAACAAAAGUAACGAUGUUGAGAAGGAAUAUACCAAAAUUCCUUUGGUGGAUACACUGGAUACACCGCCCAGUAGAAAACAUUCCAACCCGGAGGAGCGGCGUGUUAUCGACGUGGGAGUGGGCGCCGGCGACAUGUGGAUCAGCGCCGUAGAAGGGUCCAUCCUCACCUGGGAGGAGGUAGCUGACCGCCUCCACGUAGACGUCCGCCGCGGCCUAUCAUGGCGGGAGGCGAACGAUCGAAUGAACUUCGUCGGCCCCAACGAGUUCCAAGUCAAAGAAGAGGAUCCGCUGUGGAAGAAGUAUAUUGAGCAGUUCCAGAACCCGUUGAUACUGCUGCUACUUGGUUCCGCCGUAGUAAGCAUCAUUAUGCGUCAAUACGACGACGCCAUCUCCAUAACCGUGGCCAUCAUGAUUGUUGUCACAGUCGCCUUCGUCCAAGAAUAUCGCUCCGAGAAGUCACUUGAAGAACUUAAUAAACUCGUCCCGCCUACUUGUAACUGCCUCCGCGAAGGCAGCAUCGAGCACUUCCUCGCGCGAAACCUCGUUCCCGGCGACAUAGUCCAUCUGAACGUCGGCGACCGAGUUCCAGCCGACUUACGACUAUUCGACUCUACUGACUUAGCCAUAGAUGAAAGUUCAUUUACGGGAGAGACGGAGCCAGCGGUUAAGAAUAUACUACCGAAUAAGGCGGCUGCUGGGAGGGUCAAUAAGGAUAAUAUAGCGUUUAUGGGAACGCUGGUGCGGUGCGGUAAUGCUAAGGGUAUUGUGGUCAGCACAGGCGAGCGCUCCGAAUUCGGCGACAUCUUUCGAAUGAUGCAAGCCGAAGAAGCCCCUAAGACCCCCCUGCAGAAGUCCAUGGACACCCUCGGAGCCCAGCUGUCCCUGUACUCCUUCUGUAUCAUCGGCUUCAUCAUGGUGGCGGGCUGGCUUCAAGGGAAAGCGCUGCAGGAGAUGUUCACCAUUAGUGUCAGUUUGGCUGUCGCUGCUAUUCCUGAGGGGCUACCCAUCGUGGUGACCGUGACUCUUGCCUUGGGUGUGAUGCGAAUGGCCAAACGGAACGCGAUCGUGAAGAAACUACCCACCGUCGAGACUCUGGGCUGUGUUAACGUCAUUUGCAGUGAUAAAACCGGAACGCUAACAAAGAACGAGAUGACAGUGACCUGCAUGUCAACUUCCGGCGGCCAUAUUGCGGAAGUUCGCGGCGCGGGCUACAACGCACGCGGCGAUAUCCAACUUCGUGCUUAUAAGGGACGAGACUUGGAUGUAGCACGAUCUGCUCUUCAAAGCAUGCUCGAGGUGGGCGUCCUAUGCAACAACGCCGUUAUUCGCGACGAAACUCUAUACGGGCAACCGACAGAGGGCGCCUUACUCGCGGCGGCCAUGAAAAACGGAAUGGAUGACGUCAGAGAACAGUAUACGAGGCUGCAUGAGAUACCAUUCAGUUCAGAAACAAAAAUGAUGGUAGUGAAGUGCGCCCCAAAAUUCAAUGAUGGCAAGCUGAAAGAAGAAGUGUUUGUAAAGGGAGCUAUAGAGAAGAUAUUACCGCUUUGCACUCAGUAUAUCGAUAGUGCGGGCAACUACUCGCCAGUCACCAAAGAAAAGCAGAAUGACUUCAUGACUGAGGCAUACAAUAUUGGCAGGAUGGGUCUCCGAAUCAUAGCAUUAGCCCGCGGCGCGUCGCUCGACGCACUCACAUUCACGGGCGUGUGCGGCGUGUGCGACCCGCCGCGGCCCUCCGUGCGCGACGCCAUCGCCACGCUGCGCCGCGCCGCCGUCGACGUCAAGAUGCUGACGGGCGACGCCAGGCCCACCGCCCUCGCUGUCGCUCAAAUGGUCGGCCUGGACGUGCUGCACUCCCAAUCUCUCUCCGGCGACCAGUUGGACACGAUGUCGGACGACGAGUUGGACCGAGUCAUCGAUUCGGUCAGCGUGUUUUAUCGAGUUACUCCGAAACAUAAGUUAUCGAUAGUGAAAUCGCUGCAGCGGCUAGGAAAUAUUGUGGGGAUGACUGGGGACGGCGUAAACGACGGUGUCGCGUUAAAACGCGCCGACAUCGGCAUUGCUAUGGGAAACGGCACGGAUGUGUGUAAGGAGGCUGCCGAUAUGAUACUAGUCGACGAUGACUUUGCAACUAUCAUCGCGGCGAUAGAAGAAGGCAAAUGCAUCUUCUACAACAUCCGUAACUUCGUCCGCUUCCAGCUGUCCACGUCCAUCGCCGCGUUAUCGCUCAUCGCGCUCGCCACGCUCAUGAGCAUACCCAACCCGCUCAAUGCCAUGCAGAUUCUGUGGAUCAACAUUAUUAUGGAUGGUCCCCCAGCGCAGUCCCUCGGCGUAGAACCCGUCGACCACGAAGUGGUUCGUCGCCGACCAAGAGACACGUCACGAAGAAUCAUUUCUCGAGCUCUCCUCGCUAAUGUCUUAUUAUCGGCUGCUAUCAUCAUCGCUGGGACGCUGUGGGUGUUCAACAGAGAGAUGUCAGACAACAAGAUAACCCCCCGUGACACGACAAUGACCUUCACCUGCUUCGUCCUAUUCGACAUGUUCAACGCGCUCUCCUGCCGCUCGCAAACCAAGUCCGUGUUCCAAGUGGGGCUGCUCUCCAACAAGAUGUUCCUGGCGGCCGUCUCGCUCAGCCUGCUGGGGCAGGCGCUGGUGGUGUACUGCGCGCCGCUGCAGCGCGUGUUCCUCACCGAGUCGCUCACUGGACACGAUAUCAUCUUCCUAGUAUGCUUAACGUCGAGCGUAUUUAUCGUGAGCGAAAUAAAGAAAUUAGUGGAGCGCUCGCUCAAGAAGCGUUCUUUUGGCAAGUUCCCGACCAAGUCGCACGACGCGCUGGACUUCGUAUGACAGGAGGAGCGGAAGGAGCAGUAAGUGACAGUGCACUAAAAGAAACGUGUUGUGAAACGGACAGUAUACAAUACUUAUGUCCAUCAUCUUCAGUGCACCUCCGAGAAUCUUCAACAAACGAUUUUAGAGUUUCAAACGUUGUUCUAUCUGAUAGUGAUAAUUUUGUGCAACUCGGAGACUCUUCAACAGGCGUGCAACACACAGUUUCUAGCGACCCCGCACAUCGCAUAGAUUCGGAUGUGUUUCAAUCUCAUGAUAAUUUCUUGCGCCUCAGAGACUCUUCGUCAGGUGAGGACCCCUUACUUAGAGAUUCGAACGUGUUUCUAUCUCAUAGUGAUAAUUUCGUGCACCUCCGAGACUCUUCAUCAAGUGAUCCGGUCCAUCUUAGAGUGUCCGAUGUGUUUUUAUCGUGUAGUGACAAUGAGUAUGCUAAAGAUUUGUAUAGAGCGGUCGAAAGGGAUGAUGGUGAAUGUUUUAGCAGCUGGCUUGGUGAACCGUUGGAUGGUGAGAGUAAGGUUCUGAUUGGUUGAAUUGUACUCGUGUAAAAGUAUGGUUAGUGAAUCUAGAUACAGCAGUGCUUGAUAAACCACAUCACUUUGGCCAAAGAGAAUUUGAAAUAGAGGUGGAUUGUCAAAGAAUUGUAGCCACAGUAAAUUUACUGCCAUCUUUCUACACAUAAUUAAAACUUUUAUAACGCCAUGUGACUUUGAUCCUUAUUUUUUCAAUGAUGUGUUAAAUUUGUUAAAUAUCAAAGAGUGGCGCCAUCUUACCGGGCAUCGGCUAAAGCUUGUGGCGCCAUCGCUCGAAACGAUGCCGCCAUACCUUUGGCCUUUGAUCUGAUAGAUGGCGCCACUUUUUUUUAAAUCUAACAAAUUUAACACAUAUCAGUGAAAGAAUAAGGAUCAAAGUCAAAUGGCGUUCUAAAAGUUUUAAUCAUGUGUUGAAAGAUGGCAGUAAAUUUACUGUGGCUACAAUUCUUUGACAAUCCACCUCUAUUUCAAAUUAUCUUUGCUUUGGGAUAGAGAUAAACCGUUUUUAAACUGCGUGCCCCUCCCUACAGCCUAAACUAAUAUAAACGCAACUAUAACGAAUUUUGUUUUGUUUCUUUGUGUAACAUUAUUAUUUAUUAGUUGUGACCGUAGAUGCUUUAUAUCUGUAUCUUUAGGUAUUUAAAUAAAAGUAAACAAACAAUUUGUACAUUUCCGGGUAGUUAUAACAUUUAUUGGUUAACCAACCAAAUACAAAACCGCUAGGAGCUGUCACUGAACAACCUGACUUUAACCUACAUUAUUGAAUGAAUAAAUGAAAAUUUAUUGACAAGAACAUAUGGUACAGUAAAUAUCAUUAAGUUUACAUUAAUUUGAUCAUGUAAUGUUUUCAAUUACCCUCAACUGGCUUAAAGAGCCAUUUGAGGGUAGAUUUUGUUUACUUUUAUUUAAAUGCCUAAAGAU